Molecule: messenger RNA, 3640 nt
Organism: Epinephelus moara (kelp grouper)
Lineage: Eukaryota; Metazoa; Chordata; Actinopteri; Perciformes; Serranidae
Gene: cnot3a
Product: CCR4-NOT transcription complex, subunit 3a
Exons: 18
Coding region: 187-2928 (913 amino acids)
Biological process (GO): regulation of stem cell population maintenance; regulation of DNA-templated transcription; nuclear-transcribed mRNA poly(A) tail shortening
Cellular component (GO): P-body; CCR4-NOT core complex; nucleus
Source: RefSeq, a predicted model, not a curated record
AUUUUAGCUACCGUCCAUCUUCAGCUACAUUACAGUGAGCGAGCUUGUCGAAAAGAAAACACAAUUUGGAAGUAAAGAAGACUUUCUGGAAAUAGUUUUGGCUGUAUUUGAAAAAAGACAAACGAAAGCCCAUACCCUAGCAAACUGUGUGACAGACGGAAUGUGGACAUUGUCGUAGUCAGAGCCAUGGCUGACAAGAGAAAACUACAAGGUGAGAUCGAUAGAUGUUUGAAAAAAGUAGCUGAAGGUGUAGAACAGUUUGAAGACAUCUGGCAAAAGCUUCACAAUGCAGCCAAUGCAAACCAGAAGGAAAAAUAUGAGGCUGACCUCAAGAAAGAGAUUAAAAAACUACAGCGAUUGAGAGAUCAGAUAAAAACAUGGGUGGCCUCAAACGAGAUCAAAGACAAAAGGCAGCUAAUCGAGAACCGCAAACUCAUAGAGACGCAAAUGGAGCGGUUCAAGGUGGUGGAACGUGAAACAAAAACAAAAGCCUACUCUAAAGAAGGCUUGGGGCUUGCUCAGAAAGUGGAUCCAGCUCAGAGGGAAAAAGAGGAAACGGGACAGUGGCUAACAAAUACAAUAGACACUCUAAAUAUGCAGGUGGAUCAGUUUGAAAGUGAGGUGGAAUCCCUAUCAGUACAGACGAGAAAGAAGAAGGGCGAUAAAGAUAAGCAAGAUCGUAUUGAUGAGCUCAAGCGGUUGAUUGAGAGGCAUCGAUUCCACAUUCGCAUGUUGGAGACCAUUCUACGAAUGCUUGAUAAUGACUCAGUACCGGUGGAUGCCAUCCAGAAGAUUAAGGAUGAUGUUGAAUACUACAUUGAUUCCUCGCAAGACCCAGACUUUGAGGAGAAUGAGUUCUUGUAUGACGACUUAGACCUGGAAGACAUCCCUGCAGCAUUAGUUGCAACUUCUCCGUCAGGUCAGGGCAAUGUGGAGGAUGAGAUGUAUCUUCACUCCAGCAGCACUCCCACUUCCACAACCUCCUCUUCACCCAUUCCUCCAUCCCCAGCCACUUGCACUGCUGAGAACUCAGAGGACGAUAAGAAAAGGGGACGAUCGACAGACAGUGAAAUUAGUCAGUCACCUGUGAAGAACGGCACCCCAUCCUUGCUAUCUUCCUUCUCUUCCUCCACCACCUCUGGGUCCUCCUCAUCCUCCUCCCUCGUGUCCAUGGCGAGUGUUGUCGGAGGCAUUCCCGCAGUUCCCACAAGCAGCAGUCUUAUAGGGAGCUUCAGCAGUGCGGUGCAGCAACAUCAGCAUCAACCUGCACAACAGCAGCAACAACCUCAACCGCCAAACCAACCGCAGCAGCAACAACAGCAGCAGCCACCUCAGACAAAACCCUCUGCCCCUUCAAACAACACCCCCAGCCCGCCCAGCAACCCUCUACUCCCAGCCUCAACUGCUCCCUCUCUCCCUACACCCAGCACACCCAGCUCAUCAGCUCCUAACUCUCAGUCUCAGCUCACAUCCGUGCCCUCCCCGGCAUCCAGUUUGGGACUCGGGCUAGGACUAGGAUUGAGCAAAAUUGGCUUGACGGGGACCAGCAGUGCCAACCAAAUGUCUGGUUUAGGGCUUGGUGGCCACCCCUCUCCUUUAAACACAAUGGCAGGGCUCAUUUCAGGCUCCACACCUGCCCCUUACGCUCAGGCAGCAGCAUCAGGAGGCUUGGGUUUGAGCAGCACCACCCAGUCCAGCAUUUCAGUAGAGAGCAGCACUUCCAUUCCCACCUCUGGCUCCAGUGGAGUCACCACCAACGGGGCGGGGAUAGGGCUCGGUUUGUUAGGUUCCAGUCCGGCCCACAGCUCUUUGAGCGGGAGUAUUAUGGGUCUGGUUCCUGGGCAAAAUGUAGCCCCCGGUGCCUCUCAGGUGCCCCCGAGUCCUGUCAGCACUACUCCCGGAGUAGUUGGCAUGAUGGGUGGCAAUGGAGGAAAUGUCGGCGUGGUUGGAGGAGUAGGGGUAAAUGCAGCUCCUGCUAGACCACCAAGUGGACUAAAGCAAAAUGGAAGCACAAGUUACAGUGCUGUAGUGGCAGAGAGCUCCACAGAAUCAGCUCUAAGCACACCGAGCCAGUCACAAAGCAGCCAACCCUCGUCUCUCAGUUCUUCAACCAGUCAGCCGAUGGACAAUGGUCCCAGUUUAAUCAGCUCCAUCACCCUGCCUCCCAGCUCUCCGUCCCCCUCGUUCUCAGACAGCACACCUGGAGGAGGGAGCCUUCUCAACGGGCCCCACUCCUACACACAGGCCUCUGAAGCGCUCAAGGCCCCUGAGCCUCUCAGUUCUUUGAAGGCGAUGGCUGAGAGAGCAGCGCUGGGAUCAGGUCUGGAUGGAGAGAUUUCCAACCUGCACCUAACAGACAGAGGUCGGAACGAUAUCUUCUCUGGUUCAUCUGCAGCGCCCGGCACACCCGCCGCACCUCAGCCGUCCGUGUCGGAAGUCAGCAUCCCCCCGUCGCUCGGGGUCUGUCCACUUGGCCCCACUCCUCUCCCCAAAGACCAGCUCUACCAGCAGGCCAUGCAGGAAUCCGCAUGGACACACAUGCCACACCCCUCCGACUCUGAGAGGAUUAGGCAAUACCUGAUGAGGAAUCCGUGUCCCACCUUGCCCUUCCAUCAUCAGAUACCGCCGCACCACUCUGACUCCAUAGAGUUCUACCAGAGACUGUCCACAGAAACUCUCUUUUUCAUCUUCUACUACCUGGAGGGCACCAAGGCUCAGUAUCUGUCUGCCAAGGCUCUGAAGAAACAGUCGUGGAGGUUUCACACCAAGUACAUGAUGUGGUUCCAGAGGCACGAGGAGCCCAAGACUAUCACUGACGAGUUUGAACAGGGCACUUACAUUUACUUUGACUAUGAGAAAUGGGGCCAGCGGAAGAAGGAGGGGUUCACCUUCGAGUACAGGUACCUCGAAGACAGAGACCUGCAGUGACGGACAGAGGGACACGAAAGGACAGAGAGAGACAAAACGUGCUGCUGUUGACAUUCCGAGACUGAACUUCAAACUGUGGAUAGAGAUUGUGAUGUGUAGUAGAAACCCUCUCCUAAAAUGGAGACUGGUGUCUGUAUAGGCUGCAUCUCAACGUGAAGCCCUCUCUCCUCCUGUAGCGCUUUGCUUCUGACCAAAAAACGCCCCGUGGGCCUGUUCAAAUGCAUCCCGCUGCACGAGCUGGGAGGGUUCUCACUAGAGAUCUGCGUUUGUGCCUGUCUGUGUGCACACUCAGUAUGUGGCAUUAGGAAAGCCUACCCCAUGCAUGUUUCUCAUGUUUUGUUUUCUUUUUCCGUUUCAACAAAAUUCUCUGUACCACCUACCCAACAUGAGCCUGGAAGCCUUUGACUUGACACAAAACAAACCUUGGAUUUGAUUGUUAAGUAAACUGCCCAUCUUGUAUUUACUGUAAUUUGGUGGUUUAGAAUGGGGAGGUACAGUGGACAUUUAGUCAUGGUGUGUAGGACUGGCUUCUUUUAAGACCCUACGAUGCCUGUUGAAUAUGGUCACUAUUAGAGAUAGUGAGCGGUUAUCAAUAGUUUUAUUGAUAUUGUCUUGGUCGAUUAAAACGCUGAUUGAGAGUGACCACAGGGCCUCUCCCUGUGACAGGGAAAGAGUCCUUAUUGGACAUGGAUUAAAUUGCUAUGCAAUUGAA